AUGCUUCUUCUAUCUGGCUUCGCAGUAGGGCUGUCACGGACGCCUCGCUCGAAAGGAACAGUGCUGGCCCUGAAGGGAAGCGAGGGAGAGCCUGCCAGUGGGGUCAGGGAACGGAGUACGGCGCCGCCAACUACAAUGAGUGCGCUUAUUAUUCCACAAGUAAUCCGGCUGAGCUGGAUUCGGCGAAUGAGGAUACAGAAGAGAAAAGAAAAGCCAAGGGAAAGGGUUCAACUGCUGCACAGCCCGAGCACGUGCCCGAGCCUGAUCCGGUGGGAGGACCCCGUGGCCGGCCGCUUCCGGCUGGUGGACAAGGACGAGGUGGCCAGGCUGUGGGGCGAGGUCAAAGGCAAUGGGGCCAUGAACUACAGUAAGCUGAGCCGCGCCAUGAGGUAUCAGUACAAGAUAAAAACUCUCAAGUGCGAGAAGAAAAAGUUAGAGUACAGUUUCGGGGAGAACGCGGACGGGUGGCAUGCGGAGAAUCCGAACUUUUCGCUGCUGGAACGGCACGCGUCGCGGGAGCAGCUGGACGAUAAUAACUGA
Messenger RNA from Penaeus monodon (black tiger shrimp), 540 nucleotides. RefSeq names its product ETS-related transcription factor Elf-3-like. The transcript is spliced from 4 exons. The record is from RefSeq and is a predicted model, not a curated record. Gene Ontology annotation, cellular component: nucleus. Gene Ontology annotation, molecular function: sequence-specific DNA binding; DNA-binding transcription factor activity, RNA polymerase II-specific. Gene Ontology annotation, biological process: regulation of transcription by RNA polymerase II; cell differentiation. Lineage: Eukaryota; Metazoa; Arthropoda; Malacostraca; Decapoda; Penaeidae. The coding region runs from base 1 to 540 and encodes 179 amino acids.